This is a messenger RNA of Hylaeus volcanicus, 492 nucleotides long. RefSeq lists its product as uncharacterized. The record is from RefSeq and is a predicted model, not a curated record. NCBI's taxonomy places the organism in Eukaryota, Metazoa, Arthropoda, Insecta, Hymenoptera, Colletidae. Bases 1 to 492 code for a protein of 163 amino acids. The transcript is spliced from 2 exons.
AUGCAAAAUUUAAUGAAGUGCAUCAAGUAUUUUAGUUUCUUUAGUCUUGUUAACUUAGCAGAUCAAAUGAUAGGAAAUAGUCUCACUGCUACCGAACACUCGAAAUUGGAAAGCAACUUUGACCGAGCGUUCAAAUGGACGGAUUUUCACAUUUUAGAGCAGGAGAAGCACGGUUACCUAAAAGAGCAAGAGCUCGAACCCGAUGGAAGAUACGUGUCAAGAAUUUUCUUCUUUACGCCAGACGGCAAUUUUAUCGAGGAUGCAUAUAACAAACACGAGAAGGCCGACAAUGAACACAAAUACUUUUAUGGUAGUCCCUCGCACAUCGCGGAAACCCAGUUAUUCGUUUUGAGAGAAUGUUGCGAGAAACCAACGUCCGUAACCUUCGAUCACGAACAGUCGGAGUUGGAAGAUUGGGAUACGAAAAACGAAAUUCUCGCUCCAACUUUGUUGUCUUCGACUUGUGAUAUGUACCAUAAUAUUAUCUUGUAA